GGCACCAUCUCGUUUUGGGCUCUAUUCUCUUCCCUAUGUGCAUGUGCGUACUUGGGUAGGAACUCCUUGGAGGAUGCGUUGGUGAAUCGACCAACGGCUGCCCAUUUUCCCAUUCGCGGAUUAUGCCUCUACUCGCUUCUGAUCGCUAUUCUUACUCAACAACUCGAACAUCCGGCCGGCACUGCAGAGGGUAUAAAGUUGAGGGAUGCAGGUUCUAGCCGUGACGCUCCAAAGCGUCGUCGCCCUCACCUCCGCACAAAACAGCAUCAUUACCUCCCAGGGAUUAGGACCAGCGACGUUCACAGCUCCUGGAGCGUUCCCGACGACUCUUUACUCCUCCUAUUAUAACGCGCCUACGGCCACCGACGCUGUCCCACAACCCGUCAUUUCUGAUCCCGUUUUACACAAGACCUACCCCUUGGCCUUAACCAACCCGGAUACGAUACCGCAGAAUAAUACGGAAGACCCUCGCGUCCUUCCUCCCAAGGCCUCCGACUCACUCCUGCUCCAACAUGCGAAGACUCAAAUCACGUCGAUUCAAAAUAACGCUCUGUUUGAUACGUGUACGAAAUGUCAGGCAAGCCUUGAAGUCGCUAAGUUCCUCGCGUUGGCCGCUCCGGAUCAAGGACCCGAGCUGGCCGUCUUCGUCUGCAAUGCAUUUUGGCUGUCGAGUACUUGUGAGGCGACAUAUGAAGGGACUCCGCUUGGAGCGAUGGUCACACAGGUUCUUGCUAGUGCGGAUGUCGGAGGUUUCGAUGGUCAGAUGAUCUGCGAGAAUUUCUUCAGCAGUGCAUGCCCAGUGGCACCCACGACACCUCUGAACCUUACUGGCUGGUUUGCGAAACCAAAACCUGAUCCUCUGCCCGCCCCGAAAGUACCCAGUGGAGAGCGUCUGAAGGUUCUUCAUCUGUCGGAUCUGCAUCUCGACCCAAGGUAUGCAAUUGGUGCCGAAGCGAACUGUUCAUCCGGCCUUUGCUGCCGUGAGAAUAAUCACAACAAAGCAAGCCCCAAUGCUAGUAUCUUGGCUGCUCCUCGCUAUGGAUCUUUCCUAUGUGAUUCGCCCCUGGGACUGGUUACCACUGCAUUCGAGUCCAUUCCUACUCUGACUGACACCGCCGAUACUGGAUUCAACUUCACCCUAUACACCGGAGACCUCGUCUCACACGACCCUGAUAGUCAGCUCUCAGAGGAUUAUGUCCGCUACACUGAGACCGUGCUGUACGAUCUUAUGAAGAGGAUGCUUCAGGCGGGCCCUGUCUAUGCCGCUCUCGGGAAUCACGACUCUUACAACCAGGACCAAGACGCGAUCCAAGCACUCGGAGGUGACCUCGCCACUCAAUUCAGUUGGAACUACGACCACGUCUCGUCCCUCUGGGAAUUCGAAGGCUGGAUCAAUCAGACGACUGUGGACUUGGCUAAGGCCCAUUAUGCUGCAUAUAUGGUUAAGCGCGUAGAUGGUCUGCGAAUCAUCACGCUCAACACGGACUUAUGGUACCGUGCGAACUGGUUUGCGUACAUCAACCAGAGCCACAUCGACCCCAGUGGCAUGAUGAGGUUCCUGACCGACGAACUGCAGGAGGCCGAGGACGCCGGUGACAGAGUCUGGAUCUUGGGACACGUCCUCAGCGGAUGGGAUGGAACGAACGCUUUGAAAAAUCCCACGGAUUUGUUCUACCAGAUUGUCGACCGGUUCUCUCCUCAUGUCAUUGCGAAUAUAUUCUUUGGGCACACGCAUGAGGACGAGCUCUCGAUCUUCUAUGCCAACAACGGGACCAACAUCAGCGCGGAUACCGCCCAAACUGUCUCAUGGAUGGGUCCCUCGCUCACGCCGCUCACGAACCUCAACGCCGGGUUCCGGAUGUACGAAGUCGAUUCGGCGACGUUCGACGUUCUCGACGCGCACACCUGGAGGUCGGACGUGAGCUCGUUCCCCGAGCUGGACUCGCAGAUAGCGAAUGGCCCUACGUGGGUGCAUGAGUACAGUACCCGGGAGGCGUACGGUGCUAAUAUUACCUGGGGCGCCAAUGACCCCUUGAACGCAACAUGGUGGCAUCUCGUUACUGAAGCGAUGGAGGCCGACUCGAGUCUCGUCGCGACCUUCAACACCUUCCAGGGUAAGGAGUCCAUCCUCACCGCGGAUUGUACGGGUGAUUGUGUCUCAGCGAGGAUAUGCUACAUACGGAGUGGAAGUUCGAGUCUAGCACAGCAGAACUGCCCGGCUGGGUUUGGGUCAGUGCAGUAAGCUGUACGGUAGGGGGAUUACAUUCAACCGACAUUUCGUCCUGAGAGACAAUAUGAUAACUACUGUACAUGCUUUCAUCGAGUUGUGCAAUCCCUGCGGCCCCCUGUGUCGUGAAAGGCUGACACUGGAAAUUCCAUGCCAUAAUAUUU
Molecule: messenger RNA, 2391 nt
Organism: Stereum hirsutum FP-91666 SS1
Lineage: Eukaryota; Fungi; Basidiomycota; Agaricomycetes; Russulales; Stereaceae
Product: Metallo-dependent phosphatase
Exons: 21
Coding region: 206-2242 (678 amino acids)
Biological process (GO): sphingomyelin catabolic process
Molecular function (GO): sphingomyelin phosphodiesterase activity
Source: RefSeq, a predicted model, not a curated record